Cebus imitator (Panamanian white-faced capuchin) is the source of this 1021-nucleotide messenger RNA. RefSeq names its product bone morphogenetic protein 8A-like. Gene Ontology annotation, biological process: SMAD protein signal transduction. Lineage: Eukaryota; Metazoa; Chordata; Mammalia; Primates; Cebidae. Bases 1 to 738 code for a protein of 245 amino acids. The record is from RefSeq and is a predicted model, not a curated record. Gene Ontology annotation, molecular function: cytokine activity. Gene Ontology annotation, cellular component: extracellular region. The transcript is spliced from 3 exons.
AUGGCCGCGCGCCCCGGCCCGCUCUGGCUCCUGGGCCUGGCGCUGUGCGCGCUGGGCGGGGGCGGCCCCGGCCCGCGACCCCCGCACGGCUGUUCCCAGUGGCGUCUGGGCGCCCGCGAGCGCCGGGACGUUCAGCGCGAGAUCCUGGCUGUGCUCGGGCUGCCCGGGCGGCCCCGGCCCCGCGCGCCACCCGCCUCCUCCCGGCUGCCCGCGUCCGCGCCGCUCUUCAUGCUGGACCUGUACCACGCCAUGGCCAGCGACGACGACGAGGAUGGCGCGCCCCCGGAGCGGCGCCUGGGCCGUGCCGACCUGGUCAUGAGCUUCGUCAACAUGGUGGAGCGAGACCGUGCCCUGGGCCACCAGGAGCCCCACUGGAAGGAGUUCCACUUUGACCUGACCCAGAUCCCAGCUGGGGAGGCUGUAACAGCCGCGGAGUUCCGGAUUUACAAGGUGCCCAGCACCCACCUGCUCAACAGCACCCUCCACGUCAGCAUGUUCCAGGUGGUCCAGGAGCAGUUCAACAGGGAAUCUGACUUGUUCUUUUUGGAUCUUCAGACACUUGGAGCUGGGGAUGAGGGCUGGCUGGCACUGGACAUCACAGCAGCCAGUGACCACUGGUUGCUGAAGCGUCACAAGGACCUGGGACUCCGCCUCUAUGUGGAGACUGAGGAUGGUGAGGCUGGGGGCUCUGCGGGAGCAGCUCCUGGGGCUCCUGUGUGCCAACACAGGCAGUGGUAGUGACCUCCUGUGGCCAUGGGUGCCCGGCCUCACCAGCUGUGCCUGCUGCGAGGGUCAAUGAGGUUCAGGGCUCGAGGUCUGGCCUGGCGGGGGUGCUCCCUCCUCUCCUUCUGCUUCCUGGGAAGUGGGUGGUUCUUCCCACGGAGCAGCCUCCACCUUGGGAGUUUCUAUCCUGGGAAGGAAAGGAGGGGAAGUGGCUGUAUCCUCAGGUGCUGAGGCCAAGAGGCUGGGUUUGAAGCCCAGCCCAACGGUGCCCUGCCUCAGUGACCUUGGCCAGGACUUA